Messenger RNA from Lucilia cuprina (Australian sheep blowfly), 2738 nucleotides. RefSeq lists its product as uncharacterized. The transcript has 2 exons. NCBI's taxonomy places the organism in Eukaryota, Metazoa, Arthropoda, Insecta, Diptera, Calliphoridae. The record is from RefSeq and is a predicted model, not a curated record. Bases 395 to 1609 code for a protein of 404 amino acids.
CACCUGGAUAACAAUCUUGCCGCGAUGUGGUGGCUUUAGUGUUGGCUGUGGUUCUUUUGCAUUGCAAAUACACUCGGCAUAAGCCCUUUGUAUUUGGAAGACACUGAACUCAAAAGCCUUCAUGACCAAAGGUUAUCCCUCCUAUCCUCAAUUCCCAAUUUUCCUAUAAACAAUCCCGUCUCCUCCCCAUCCCCAUCCCCCACUUGUAAGGUUAAGGUGGUUGGUAGCAGUGCCGAGAAUCUGAAUGGCUAAUCAGUGGUUAAAGAAGAUUAGUCGCUAACAGCUCCCCUCCGGUGCCACGACACGGGCCGGUUGUAAAUCCUAGUCUAGUCCAUGUACGCCGUCACUGCAUGGAUCGUCUCUUCCCUUACGUGCCUACUCGUGGGACCAACAUAUGGAAACUAACACAGAAAAAAAACGAAAACAAAAACAACGAAGAAAGGAUGAGAUUGGAUCCUCAUCCGAGGACGAACUUCUCGCCUCUAGUCAAGAGACGGUAGUGAGUCCUUCAGGUAGUGGGAAUGAAAGACAUAGCACUCUCCUACCCUCAAAAAGCCCGACAAAUACUCCUCAAUCCGACGCCAAGGCUGGCGACAAUUCGAGGAAAAAAAGGCCAAAAAGGAAAAGUCAGAAAGACAUCCUCAAAGCUAGAUAUACCAAGGCUGUUUUCAUUCUCGACAAGAUUGCCAAGAAUGCUGCUAAUGGUACACCUCAUGAACGCGAUGAAGAUGAUCGCGUCAAAUAUCAAGCUGUGGUGGAUGAGUACCAAAAGUUUUUGGAGACCGCACCCAGCACAUCCAAAAUGGCUGCUGAAACCGAAAGGUCCAAGCGAAACCGCUCACAGGUUGAGGAUGGUAAAUCGCCAAAAAGGAGGAAGGUAAUAGAAGGCAAAACCACUCCGGGACCUGUAGCCAUCACGACAACUGCCAGAAGACCAUUUAACGAAGUGGUGAAGGACCACCUCCUAAUGGCUCUGGUUACUGAAAAAGAUGGGGCCAUCAACCCUGUAGUAACAGAAUGGGGUACCAUUGAGUCUAAAUUAACUGAGCUCGUUAUGGAACACUUGCUCACUAACAAAGACGACAAGGUACCCCGUUUUGACUCCAGUGAGAUUCACCGGGGAUACAGGGUGAUCAAAUGCCUGGACGAAUUCUCAAAGGGGUUCCUCAACAAAUGCAUCACUAAGAUUAGAGAUGCAUGGGUAGGUUUAAGCCUUAAACUAAUCCCUGCUGAGGAAAUUCCAAUGAGACCUCGUGCAAGAGUUUGGUUACCAAAGAUGAGCGCCGAAGCACCCAAGAUGUUGGAAUGCCUCAAACGGCAGAAUCCCAACAUACACAUGAAUGACUGGGCUAUCAUCCGCACAGAACAAGGCGAAGGGCACACAUGUCUAAUUCUCGCCAUCACAGAAGCUGGCUCCGUUGAGCUGGAGAAGGUGGGCUUUAGGCUGUUCUUUGGGGUGAGGGGCGCCAAAGUAAAGGUGUUCCGGCCGACAAAAUCGGGGAGUGAAGAGACGGAUGAGAUGGAAGCUGCCAACUCUCUGCUCACUGGCAUGAAACUCUCCGAGCCACCUAUUAAACCUGACAAUGGCACUAAAGAUAGUGCAAAUUAAUCUGAAGCACUCAAAGUGUGCUUCAGACAAUCUACGGGUUCUCCUAGCCGAGGAAAACCUGGACAUUUGCCUGGUUCAAGAACCCUGGGUCACGGACUCAGAAGUUAAAGGGUUCCCAGCAUCUACAUACAACAUACUAUAUGCAAGAAGUAAUGCUUAGCUCAGAAGACCUAACAGUCGCAAAGGUCGAGCUACCGCACAACAGAAGCUUCAUGAUUGCCUCAAGCUAUAUGGCACACGAGAAGACAGCACCACCAGACGAAGUGAGCGAUCUCCUGGCCGUAAUUGAGACAUCUGACGACAUAAUCCUAGGCUGUGAUGCCAAUGCAAGGCAUACAAUCUGGGGUAGCAGCGAAACUAAUGAAAGGGGUGAGUCAAUCUUCAAUUUCAUUAAUACUAACAACCUAAACAUAUGUAACUCUGGCAACAAACCUACUUUCAUUUUUCCAAGUACGGAUAAUUAUAAUGGGUGGGAGGAAGUACUGGACAUUACACUCAUUAGCGACAGAUCUAAAAUAUCAGUUGAUAGGUGGAGGGUAUCCAAUGAAAAAUCUUUUUCAGAUCACAAUUGGAUCCUCUUCGAUAUUAUAUUACAAAACUCGACGGAAAAAAUGGUCUAUAGGAACCCAAGAAGAACCGAUUGGUUCAAAUAUAAAGGGAUCCUUAGACAUAAGCUCAAGAAAACUCCAGUGGUUGAUGAUUCAAUCACUGGGCUUGAAAAGAUAGAAGAACACUUUAGCAAAGUCUUAGGUAAGGCUUUCGAAGUCUCCUGUCCAAUCACAAAGGCAAAGAAAAGCUUCCCUCCAUGGUGGAAUUCGGAACUAUCUAAGCUACGUAAGGAAACACGUAGGGCCUUUAACACAUGCUACAACAAUAAAUCGUGGCAGCCAUACCGCGACAAACUAAAAGUUUAUAAGAAAGCUAUAGCACUCGCAAAAAGAACCUCAUGGAGAAGUUUCUGCGAAUCUAUAGAUAACACAAAGGAUUCUGCUAGACUUAGCAAAAUUCUUGCUAAAGGCCAAUCUAAUCCAACCUAUAUUAAGAGGAAGGACGACACUUGGUCAGAAUCCUCGGCAGAAUCUCUUGACAUCCUACUGAAUACUCACUUCCCUGGCUGCAAAGAUGCUGU